Molecule: messenger RNA, 4342 nt
Organism: Ilex paraguariensis (yerba mate)
Lineage: Eukaryota; Viridiplantae; Streptophyta; Magnoliopsida; Aquifoliales; Aquifoliaceae
Source: the annotation of a GenBank genome assembly
AUGCUUUCGGGGGAACCAGCUGUUGUAGAGAGUGCUGCUGCCUUGCUGAAGGCCAUUGUCACCAGAAAUCCCAAGGCAAUGAUAAGAUUGUACAGUACAGGGGCAUUUUAUUUUGCCCUGGCAUACCCUGGAUCCAAUCUUCUUUCAAUUGCCCAUCUCUUCGCAGUGACUCAUGUUCAUCAAGCUUUUCAUGGUGGUGAUGAAGCUGCAGUUUCGUCUUCAUUGCCUUUAGCAAAGCGUAGUGUGUUGGGUGGGCUUUUGCCUGAGUCCUUGCUGUAUGUCUUGGAACGCAGUGGCCCAGCUGCAUUUGGAGCAGCAAUAAUUUCUGAUUCUGACACUCCUGAGAUUAUAUGGACACACAAAAUGCGAGCAGAAAAACUCAUUUGUCAGGUUUUGCAGCAUCUUGGUGAUUUUCCACAGAAAUUAUCCCAGCAUUGCCAUUCUUUAUACGAUUAUGCUCCUAUGCCACCAGUAACAUAUCCAGAGCUCAGAGAUGAAAUGUGGUGUCAUCGCUAUUACCUUCGGAACUUAUGUGAUGAGAUUCGAUUUCCUAAUUGGCCUAUUGUUGAACAUGUUGAGUUCUUACAAUCAUUGCUGGUAAUGUGGCGUGAAGAGUUGACACGUAGACCCAUGGAUCUUUCUGAAGAAGAAGCGUGCAAAAUACUUGAGAUUUCCUUGGAAGAGGUAUCCAGGGAUGAUGCCAUCAAAAAACACGCUUUUGAGACAUCCGAGGAGAUUCCUAACAUAUCGAAGCAGAUUGAGAACAUUGAUGAAGAAAAACUCAAGCGACAGUACAGGAAACUUGCGAUGAAGUAUCAUCCGGACAAAAAUCCUGAAGGCAGAGAGAAGUUUCUUGCAGUGCAGAAAGCUUAUGAACGCCUGCAGGCUACUAUGCAAGGAUUGCAAGGUCCUCAACCUUGGAGGUUGUUGCUUUUACUGAAGGGGCAGUGCAUCUUAUAUAGACGAUAUGGCUCUGUAUUGGAGCCAUUCAAAUAUGCUGGGUAUCCAAUGUUGUUGAAUGCAGUGACAGUGGACAAAGAUGACAACAACUUUCUUUCCUCUGACCGAGCACCUCUCCUUGUUGCAGCCUCAGAGCUCAUUUGGCUCACGUGUGCAUCUUCUUCUCUGAAUGGUGAAGAGCUUGUGAGGGAUGGUGGAAUACAACUUCUUGCAAAUCUUCUCUCUAGGUGCAUGUGUGUGGUUCAACCAACUACUCCUGCAAGUGAAUCAUCUACUAUCAUUGUGACAAAUGUGAUGCGGACAUUCUCUGUUUUGAGUCAGUUUGAGAGUGCCAGAGUUGAGAUGCUUGUAUUUUCUGGACUAGUUGAGGAUAUUGUGCAUUGUACUGCACUUGAACUUGUACCUGCUGCUGUUGAUGCCGCUCUUCUGACCAUUUCUUAUGUUUCUGUGUCCUCUGAUUUACAAGAUGCGUUACUGAAUGCUGGUGUGUUGUGGUACCUUCUACCAUUGUUGCUUCAGUAUGACUCAACUGCAGAGGAAUCUGACACAACAGAGGCACAUGGUGUCGGUGCUAGUGUUCAAAUUGCCAAAAAUUUACAUGCUAUACGGGCAUCUCAGGCCUUGUCAAGGCUUGGUGGCUUGGAUACUGGUGAGAAUCCAACACCAUAUAACCAGGCUGCAGCUGAUGCCCUCAGGGCUUUGCUAACUCCGAAACUUGCCAGUAUGCUGAAACAUCAAUUUCUCAAAGACCUGCUGUCAAAGUUAAACUCAAACUUGGAGUUGCCAGAGAUUAUUUGGAACUCUUCAACCCGAGCAGAAUUGAUAAAAUUUGUGGACCAACAGCGGGCAAGCCAGGGCCCUGAUGGUUCAUAUGAUCUAAAAGAUUCACAUGCCUUUGCAUAUGAUGCACUAUCAAAAGAACUCUAUGUUGGCAAUGUGUACUUGAGGGUCUAUAAUGAUCAACCCGACUUUGAGAUCAGCGAACCUGAAGCUUUCUGUGUUGCGCUUGUUGAUUUUAUAUCAUGUCUAGUGCACAAUCAAUGUGCAACAGUUUCUGAUCUUCGAAACAGUGUGUUGUCACUUGAGGCAUCUGAGCUUCAAAGUGCUACAUCCAAUGGAUCAUCCAACGAACAGCAUAAUGCUGAUGAUUCUUCUGCAUCCUCUGAUGGGAAAGUGAUGGCCAAAGAGGAUAUUGAAUUGGUCAAGAACCUUCAAUUUGGUUUGACUUCUCUUCAGAACUUACUGACAAGCCACCCAAAUUUGGCAUCCGUAUUUUCUGCUAAAGAAAAGUUGUUACCCCUUUUUGAAUGCUUUUCUGUUCCCGUAGCAUCAGCCAGCAACAUUCCUCAGCUUUGCUUGAGUGUGCUAUCACGCUUGACUACACAUGCUCCAUGCUUGGAGGCUAUGGUUGCAGAUGGGUCUAGUCUGCUUCUUCUGUUACAGAUGCUUCACUCUGCCCCAAGUUGCCGUGAAGGUGCUCUCCAUGUGCUUUAUUCAUUGGCAAGCACACCAGAACUUGCAUGGGCAGCAGCUAAGCAUGGUGGUGUGGUUUACAUUCUGGAGAUUCUAUUACCUUUGCAAGAAGAAAUUCCCCUACAGCAAAGAGCGGCAGCUGCCUCCUUGUUGGGGAAACUUGUUGGGCAGCCAAUGCAUGGACCCAGAGUGGCCAUAACUCUGGCGAGGUUUCUCCCAGAUGGACUAGUGUCUGUUAUUAGGGAUGGUCCUGGUGAAGCAGUUAUUAGUGCCAUUGAACAAACAACAGAGACUCCUGAACUAGUAUGGACACCAGCAAUGGCUGCUUCUUUGUCUGCACAAGUUGCAACUAUGACAUCAGACCUAUAUCGUGAACAGAUAAAAGGGCGUGUUAUUGAUUGGGAUGUACCCGAGCAGGCAUCUGGCCAACAGGAAAUGAGAGAUGAGCCGCAGGUUGGAGGAAUCUAUGUUAGGCUAUUCUUGAAGGACCCCAAAUUUCCUCUUAGAAAUCCAAAGAAAUUUCUUGAAGGACUAUUAGAACAGUAUCUUUCCUCCAUUGCUUCCUCACAUUAUGAUGUCCAAGCUGUGGAUUCUGAGCUCCCUCUGCUUCUGUCUGCUGCGCUGGUUUCUUUGCUGCGAGUACACCCCGCGCUUGCAGAUCAUGUAGGAUAUCUUGGAUAUGUGCCCAAACUUGUGUCAGCAGUGGCCUAUGAGGGAAGACGAGAAACAAUGGCAUCAGGGGAGGUGAAAAAUGGCAAUAGUACUGAUGGAACUCGUGAGAGUGAGGAUGGUUCCACACAGCCAAGUUCCCAAACUCCCCAAGAACGUGUUCGACUUAGUUGCUUACGUGUCCUGCAUCAACUUGCGGCGAGUACAACAUGUGCAGAAGCUAUGGCAGCGACCAGUGUAGGAACACCCCAGGUUGUUCCACUGUUGAUGAAAGCUAUUGGUUGGCAAGGUGGAAGCAUAUUGGCGCUUGAAACACUAAAGCGCGUUGUGGCUGCUGGCAAUCGAGCCAGGGAUGCACUCGUUGCACAAGGACUUAAGGUUGGUCUUGUUGAAGUACUUCUUGGCCUUCUUGAUUGGAGGGCAGGGGGAAGGAAUGGACUUUGCUCGCAGAUGAAAUGGAAUGAGUCUGAAGCAUCUAUAGGCAGGGUGCUUGCAAUUGAGGUUCUGCGUGCAUUUGCAACAGAGGGGGCCCAUUGUGCAAAAGUGUGUGAGAUAUUAGAUGCUUCUAAUGUUUGGGGUGCUUAUAAAGACCAGAAGCAUGACCUUUUCCUUCCCUCAAAUGCUCAAUCUGCAGCUGCUGGAGUCGCUGGUUUGAUUGAGCAUUCCUCAUCGAGGCUUACUCAUGCCCUUACAGCUCCCCCACCGCAGUCUAGGACUCUAGUCUAAUGAGUCACAUCUGAUUAACGUAAAGGCGGAUCAACCUUCAUAAUAAGAAUGGACGACUGAGAAAUACAAUUUCUAAGAUGAAAGCUGCUGUCAGUCCUCAUACCUUGGAGUAAUCGAUAAAAGCAGUUACCAAUCCGCAUGCUUUGGCAUAAUGGUGGAAAGCAGGAUCAGCUUCCACAACAGAAGAAAAAAUGAAAGAGUUUUAUCACAAGGAUCGGAUCAUGUGUGGAGCCCUAUACUUCACUCAUUUGUAUAGCAACCUGUACAGUCUUAUUUUUCCAUCUCACCCUUUAUCUCUUGUUCUCUCCAUGCACACGGGAGGAGAGAAUGCAGAUCUUUUCAGAAGUCAGGCGCGAGAAAAUUGUUUGUCUUUCAUGUCAAGAGGAAAUCUUAUCUUUUGUAAAUCAUUUAUCUAGUUGCUGAAUUUUCCGUAAUUAGUGAGGUAAUUUUCCGUAAUUACUGAUUGUUAAUUAUAUUUGUUUAUAUACCGAGUGAGGUUUUUCACACAUCAUGG